Molecule: messenger RNA, 234 nt
Organism: Cetraspora pellucida
Lineage: Eukaryota; Fungi; Glomeromycota; Glomeromycetes; Diversisporales; Gigasporaceae
Source: the annotation of a GenBank genome assembly
GCAAUACGGUUAGUGAAAGCUGCAUGGGAUGCUAUAAGCACAAAAACUUUAAAAAAUUGUUGGCAUCACACUAGAAUCUUACCUAGCCAACAUCUUGUUAAAAUUUUAUCAGAAUUGGAACCAGAGCCUAAUGAAGACCCUGAAGCUCAAAUCAUUCAAAUUCCUGAAAUUAUUACAACUCAACAUGAGGCCCAAAAAGUUAUUGACCUAACUGAAGACCCCUACUUUCGAUGA